AUGGUAGUUUCAACAACACUUGCACCGAUAAAAUGCAAUGAUAGCAAGAGAUGCAAACUUCCGCCCUUGAAAGACUUGUUCGCACCCACCUCUCUGAAUACUGACGCCCAAAUAGACCGCUUAAGAGAAGAGUUAUUAAGGAAUAAAGAGGAGUUACAAGUUAUUUUGAUGAAAGUGAAGGUUUUAAUGGAAGAGUUCGACUAUGGAUCAAUGGUAUUACUUCAAGCAGAACUCAAGGGAAUAAAGCAGUUUACGGAUCAAAUUCGAGUUAAAAUGAUCAAACACGAUUGCCUUGACGUUCACAACAAUGAAGAUAUAAAAAUGGAUCAAUUGGUCUUGCCAUCAUGGUUCCAAUUCAAAAGAGACGGACCUAAAUACUGUGUGCACUGUGAGUGUUUGGAAACCAUCGAAUGGCGUAAUGGGCCAUGGGGGAAAUCCACCUUGUGCAAUGCAUGCGGGUUGUGGUACCGGAAAUUGAGAGGAACAUUCAGUCCGGAACAGAGCUGUUUGAUCAUGGAAGACAAGAGAAUAAACUCCGACAAGAAUGAUCGUAAGGAAUCACUUAAAUUUGAUAUGGAUGAGGAAAAGAUGUCUGCUGUUAAAAGUUCUUUAAUUGAUCGUAUGAAUCAGUUCAUCCGCGAGGUAGAGAUAUCAAAGAGCACUAAGGUAAAAUUGGGAAUUAUUCCUAAGAACAGCAACAAGUCUCAGAAAGUAACUCCUCUGGAGAUGAACAAGUAUGACUCCAUAUCGCGCAUUUGCUGA
Messenger RNA from Kluyveromyces marxianus DMKU3-1042, 762 nucleotides. Its product is annotated as zinc finger DNA binding domain-containing protein. Gene Ontology annotation, biological process: regulation of DNA-templated transcription. The record is from RefSeq and is a predicted model, not a curated record. The transcript has a single exon. Lineage: Eukaryota; Fungi; Ascomycota; Saccharomycetes; Saccharomycetales; Saccharomycetaceae. The coding region runs from base 1 to 762 and encodes 253 amino acids. Gene Ontology annotation, molecular function: sequence-specific DNA binding; zinc ion binding.